AUGGCCCCUCCAAAAAGUCAAGUAUGGAAAUACUUUAAGAAAAAAGAUGUAAAUACAGUGUCGUAUACCAUUUGUUUUAAAAGUUACAAGCAUUCCGGGAAUACGACCAAUCUCUUGAAACACCUCAGACAACAUCCCCAAACUCAAAAAGAGAAUAAAAGUAAAAGAGAUGUUAAAUCAUCUACAUCUGCUGCAUCUACGUCUGCUACAUCUUCGUCUCCUCCAUAUACGUCUGCUGCAUCUACAUCGGCCGCAUCUACGUCUGCUGCAUCUACGUAUACGGCAUCUGUCAAUAUUAGUUCUCGGAUGAUACAAGAAACGCCUUCUACAAGUUUUGGAGUUGUUAAAGAAGUGCAGGGACAACAGUUACUAGCAGCUAAGGACAUUAAACGACCUUACACAAUAUCUGAUGCCUUUCAACACGUCAGUUCGUUUAGUGAAGGUGGACCACGAUAUGCAGCAAUAACUUACUGCAUACUAUAUUUCAUUUGCCGUGACAGACGUCCAUUUCAUGUUGUUAAAGGUGAAGGAUUUUGUCGUCUUCUUAAGACACUAGCUCCAGCAUAUAAAAUACCAUCUGAAUUUAAAAUAAAACAAUUGCUGGAUGAGAAAUAUACUGCAGUAUAUAAAGAAAAGUUUAAAGAAGUCAGCGCAUUUUCAGUAACAUGUGAUGUCUGGAGCGAAAUGAUGACAUGCAAGAGCUUUUUGGGAGUAACCCUUCACUAUCUGUAUGGAACAGUUCUAAAAUCUUCCAUAAUUGCUACAAGGGAAUUGUCAGAAAGCCACACCAGUGACUAUCUUGGAGAACAGCUGGUGGAUAUUUUAAGCACAUGGACAAUUGAUUUGAAAAAAAUUGUUGCUGUUGUUACUGACAAUGGUGCCAAUAUGGUAAGGGCAGUUGCAAAAGCCGAAAACUUGGGGAAAAAUAAACAUCCCCUGUUUUGCUCAUACAGUAAACUUAGUGGUGGAGUGUGUAAUGGGGAAUGCAAGUGUUUCUCCAUUAAUAUAGAAAAUUCGAGAUAUAGUGAAAUGGGCAAAGAAAAGUGUGCGUGUUCAAAACCCUACAUUUUAAUGAUGACAAUAGAAAAGUCAUCAUCAAGUGAUUCGGAAGAUGAAAAAGGUAAUUAUGAUUUUUGGAAGCAUCAUAAGUUAUUGGCUCAUGGCCAUGGAAAAAAGAGAAGUAGACAGAAUAACGAACUCAGCCAAUAUUUGUCAAACCCUGUAUCGUCUUUGUCUUCUGAUCCUCUCCUUCAGUGGGAGGAUAUGAAAAGCAUUUUUCCCUCUUUGUAUAAGGAGGCUAGAAAACAUUUUUGUAUUAUGGCAACUUCUGUUCCUGCUGAGAGAUUAUUCUCUAAAGCAGGAGCAACUAUGUCAAAAGACAGAAAUCGUCUUCUUGGAAAGAGAUUGGAAAAGUUGCUUUUUUUGGGAGAUUGCGAUGAAAUAUGCAUGAAAAAUAAGCUAUUCCAUCUAGUUUCGACUUCUUGUACUAGUUUAAGUUCCGGUUCACCUGAUCUCUUUGGAUUCCUACUCAAUAUGUCAUUUGCCAAUGUGCUGCUGUGA
Messenger RNA from Psylliodes chrysocephalus, 1560 nucleotides. Lineage: Eukaryota; Metazoa; Arthropoda; Insecta; Coleoptera; Chrysomelidae. The record is from the annotation of a GenBank genome assembly.